AUGCAACCUAUGCCGGUGAUUAACGUGGUUAGAGUACCCGAGAGCCUAACAUAUGUUACAACAUCGUUAAUGUAUUAUUGGUCUGGAUUAACAAUGUCGGGACGAAAUCACAGUAUUGCCAGUAUUUCCUCGUGCCCUCUCAAGCAAGUGGCGUCGUCGAUAGAAUACGAGUGGUCCUCGAGCGAACACUUAAGCAGGCACGUUGGGUGGGUCACGUACUGUGGUGGCUCUGAAAAGAGCCGUUUCUCAUUUCCAUGCCACUGGUAG
Molecule: messenger RNA, 267 nt
Organism: Macrosiphum euphorbiae (potato aphid)
Lineage: Eukaryota; Metazoa; Arthropoda; Insecta; Hemiptera; Aphididae
Source: the annotation of a GenBank genome assembly